Cuscuta europaea is the source of this 1599-nucleotide messenger RNA. Lineage: Eukaryota; Viridiplantae; Streptophyta; Magnoliopsida; Solanales; Convolvulaceae. The record is from the annotation of a GenBank genome assembly.
AAAUAAAUACUCUGGAUUUCAGCUCUGAAAUCCUUGGUUUUUUCGUUACCCAUGGAAUUCGAUUUUUUGUUCGUUGGUUUUUAAUUUGUUCGAAAAACUUUGUCAAUUGGCUGGCCUGUAGAUUUUAAUCUUUUGUUACGCAGUCUGUGAAUUUCGAGCCUAAACCCCACAGGUUGAGCGAGUGAUCCAAUUGAAUACGGAGUCACAUAAUGGAAGAAGCUGACACCAUGAACACGUUAAAAAGGUAUGCAGUUGUGACAGGAGGCAACAAAGGGAUAGGGUUUGAAAUAUGCCGGCAAUUAGCUAGUGAUGGUGUUGUGGUGGUUUUGACCGCCAGAAGUGAAAAAAGAGGAACUGAAGCCGUGGAGAAACUCAGAUCAUGUUAUGGUUUGCCGCAUCAUUCUGUGGUGUUCCAUCAGCUCGAUGUUGUCCAUCCAUCCUCUGUUUCUUCCCUCCUCCAAUUCGUCAAAAUCAACUUUGGCAAGCUUGACAUUUUGGUAAAUAAUGCAGGAGUUGUUGGAGUUGUUGCAGAUGAAAAUGCUUUAAAAGCUUCGGCGGGAGGUAAAUUAAAUUGGAAAGGUAUACUUACUCAGAAUUAUGAGUUGACUGAAGAAUGCUUUGAGAUAAAUUACUAUGGCACAAAGAGAAUGGUGGAAGCAUUUCUUCCUCUCCUCCAACUGUCCAAGUCUCCCAGAAUUGUAAAUCUCAGCUCGAGUUGGGCCAAAUUGGAGAAUAUUGGGAAUAAAAGGGCGAAAAGGGUUUUGAGCAACGUUGAAGGUGAGGCAGUUGAGGUGGAUGAAGUGGUGAGUGAGUACCUAGAGGACUUCAGAAAGGGGGCAGCGGCGAUGCAAGAAAAGGGGUGGCCUUCUUUCAUGUCGGCCUAUGCCGUCUCCAAAGCAGCCAUGAAUGCGUAUUCAAGAAUCAUAGCGCACAACUUCCCUUCCUGUCAAGUCAACUGCGUCCACCCCGGCUAUGUCAAGACGGACAUCACCUACCAAACUGGGGACAUCACCGCCCAAGAAGGUGCCUCCGCUGUUGUGCGGGUAGCUCUGCAGCCCGAAGAUGGACCUUCCGGCGUUUUCUUUGAUCGCCAACAACUUAUUUCAUUUUAAUAAUAUAUUAAAUUAUUAUUAUUAAUAUUAAUAUAUAUUAAUAAUUAUAAUAAUAAUAAUCAUGUAAUGGAGAUGAUGGUGAUGAUGACCAUAAUAAUACAUUAUUAAUAAUAUAAUAGAUGCACUACUAAUGUUUUAUUGUAUCGGCCGCUUAGAAUCGAGUUUCUCUGUGAAAGCUAACGUACAAAUCACUUCGACAUGAGAGCCAAGUGGAAGAAGAAGCGUAUGAGGAGGCUCAAGAGGAAGGGCCGAAAGAUGAGACAGAGAUCCAAGUAGAUUUACGUCUUCGAUCUCAUAUCAUCUGCAUCUUACACUGAUCUCUGAUCUGUUGCUUCUCUAUUUCCCUUCUCAAUGUUUCAAUUACUUCUGUUUUAUAGGAUUAUCGACAUUCCAAAUUUCGACUAUAUAAUGAAAUUACUCUUUGAUGUUUCAUUAAAAAAACUCAUGUUUAUGUACUUUGGCUAUGUAUCGGUCUUAUUUAUGGCAA